AUGGAAAACAUCGUGUGCAUGCAGCUCGCAAGCUUCUGCCUCCUCGGCGAAGGUGGUGGAUUGUUGACCUUUACAUUGAGGGUUAGUCAUCCAGACCACAACCUCUACAUUGAAUCCAGGCUGAUGGACACAGCAGAUACAUCGGACGAACUCAAACGUUAUCUUGCAGAGAGUUAUUGCCAUGAGACAAGACUUUCGACCGGCGAAAUAUAUCUUCAUCUGCGGCAAGCCCAGAUAAACAAUGACCAACUGUCAGAGAAACGAUGGCGUGCGCGGCUCACCCCAUGCGAGACGGAGCGCCUGAAGAUGCUGAAAGCCAACCCAGCUCUGUACAACGCAUUCGACGCUCUGAUAGACUUACCUGCCAUUGUUGCGAGUGGUGCCAUACUGACCGUUUGGAACAAACUCAUCGCCCUUCGGUGCAGAGAAGAGCUGAUUUACUACCUGGAAAGCAUUUACCACUUCUGGGCGUCGUUGGUCGGGAAUGACAGGACGCGACCGAGUGCGGAGACACGGAGGAAGAUGAGAAUGAUCGAUACCCGAACGGUGACGAAGCUGGAGGGCUUCGCACCGGGAGUAAGUCAAGCUGACAAAAGGUAUGUGGAGGGCGUGGUGUUGGGGGGAGACGUGUUUCGAAAUUUCUCCCGGGCCGAGCGGUCGGCCAUCAGCAGGAAAUUGGUCUCCUAUGCUGGGAGAAUACCGUCCCUCCGGCUGUUUUUUGAAGAUACAAAGUUCUUCGCUAUCGCAGCCAGAAGAGUGAAGCGGUUGACUGACGACUCUCCAGGUCAGCUGACCUGGGCGGAGGACGGAGACGUACCGAGCAUUAAGGAGCGGAUGGAUUUCAUGUUCCACGCGCCUAAUGACGGAAACAUCACCAUUCAAACGUCAGAGAACGAAAGCCGGUCUGCCCGGUCCGGUGACGCAGCGUUUCAAAUCGCCUAUCGACAAGUCUGGCUCUGUGCGCUUCGCAGCAGUGGUGGUAACCCCGGGGAGGGGAAGAGGCCAGCCGUGCUCCGCGAAUGGGCGCAUCCUCACGUUCAGUAUUGCUUGGCACGCCUUGCCAGUGGCCUGGGAUUCCGAUCCGACCGCAUAGAGAAAAUUGUGAGCCGUCCGGUCCAGCCGGAGAACCCUCCAUGGGAUGAUUUUGAGGACGGCAAGGAGCCCGCGGUCAAGCGACAUGGCAUCCCUUACGUUGCCACCUUCAAGUACGAUAGGAGAGUCCUCUUCCUGGAUCAUGUUCAUGCCGGUCCCAGGGAGUGCGGAGAGCUGACCUCGUCCUUUGUGUUACGUGACAUUUACCACUCCUUCUUUGGGGAUUUGGAUGAGGGGGAGCUGCACGCCCAACCUUCCCACGAGGCAGAUGCUCCCGACAGCGACGUCGAAGUGGCUAGCGCGCCUCCCUUCACACGACACCACACACCAGAACCCGCAGAAUCCCCGCACACGUCGCGAGACGGUCAAGGAGCGGAUGGCAUCGACUCUUCCGAACCUACGACGGAGCCCCCAAGCACAUCCUCGGCCACCGCUCGGGACCAAGGUGGCAUUGGUCGGGACUCGUCCGACGCUCCUGGGUCACCAACUGACCCUACAAGCACGUCCGAGGCUAGCACCUAUUCGGCUAAUAUUCAACACGAAGAGGACGAUAAUGAUUUCCCAAAUCCUCCGACACCAACACACAGGGAGCACAAUACCAACCCACCAACUACCCCUAGUGCUCGAAGCACGAGGCAGUCGACUUCAGUGCCAGAACCUACCCCCCCAGGACAGUCUGCAAAGCAUGGUCCAGCUUCUGAAUGGAUUGCGAGGCUAGAAGAAGCCAAGACAGGGCUUCAGGCAAUUCAAGACGAUGUUGCGGAUAAAGUAAGGGACCUAGAAGAGGAGGAAAGAGAUACCGCGGACAUGGGAAAAGCCCUUCAAGAAAUCGUACGUCCUAAAUCUUCUGACAUUUUACUCUGGGACUCUAGUAUGCAGAAACGCAUGGAGAACAAGCGGGAUAGCGCACAAGAGAAAGUUGACGCAAGGGUGCAAAGACUGAGCCAGGUCAGAUCGACGUUCAAUGCUGCUAUCCAUGAAGUUAAAGGGCAGCUUGAAAAAAUAGAAUCCUUCCUGAAGCAUCUCCCUAGUUCAACGCCUGAACCGGAACGCAUUGGGCCGGUUCUUGGUGACGCUGAGCGUGGGCGUGUCGCAGCCAGUGCCUUAGGACAGAAAGGUCUCUCAGAAAUGAACACACUACGGUCUGAGGGCGUAUCAUUAUGGCCCACCAUAUUCGAUACACAGACGUCCUUACUGAUCAUGUGCAUCGGUGGCCUGAUCAACGGCUCAUUAUCCCUUCAAGGGAAGGUGAAGGAUCUUCGCAGAUCUGAUUCCUUUCUUAGCUCAGACUUCGGCAGCCCCGACCCAGAAGCAAUGGAAAUGCACCAAAAAAGGCAAAGGAGCCUAUCCGAAAUAUUCCAAGGGCUCGAUGAGUGUCUCGUUAGAAUGCGGGAGUUAGAGAAGUUCAGUCACACUGAUGACCUGAUUAGCACCUUUGGGGCUGGGCGAGAGGGCGUAUUGGCCUGGAACAGAUGGCUCAAGAAUCUACGCAAUGAGUCUCAGUCCCAAGUCGAUGGCUACUGGAAGUCCGCGGUGGACAUUGCAGGAGAAGUCAAACGCGGCUACUCUAAUGCUGGAAGGGCGUUGCAAGCCGUGCUGCUCGCCGAAUCUCGAUCCUGGGAGUCCCUGUCUUCGACGCAUGACUUUCUCCGGAGUGUCCUAAUAUCACUCCAGGGGACAGUGGAAGCCGACAAAGAUGCGUUCGGCAAAUAUUUGGAUGAGAAUGCCAAGGAUCAGUUGACCCGACUACUGGAAAAGAUAAGCCGAUGUGAGGAAGAACGGAGUCAAAUCUCGACGACAGUCCACAAUUUCAAGGUAGCCGAAAACGAGCUCAGUGAGCAGAUAUCACAGGUGGAGGGUUCCAGUGACGGGCAGAUAUUGAUUGCCAUUGGCCAAAAGUGGAUCAACCAGAAGAAGGAUUUGGCCAGCCAAGCGGCCGAGAGGAAGGAAAAGGAGGCGGCGUUAGACGCCAAUAGGGUCCAUACGGAACAGAUACUGUGCAUGAUGGCAUCAAUUGUGAGCUCAAAGGCACAAGAAGCUUCAACGCAAGUGAAAUUCGAAGAGGCCCCCGAGAAUAUAAAAGAACCGCAGAAAGUUUUCGAACCGGCAGCAGCAGCGACCAUCACCUCGGGUAACUGUGCCCGGCUCGCUCGCUCGGCGGCGGAAUUGGCUAAGGCUACGAAAUUGUCCGAAGAUGUCUACAAACGCUUGGACGCGCUGGCUUGCGAGGCGGAAGCAGCCGCGCAUAAGGCCGAGGAGAUCGUGCGGGGGAGAAUGGAAGAGUAUCUCGGACACAGCUUUGAGAGAAUACGGAAGAAGGUGGAGAGGCUGGGGAAAUUCGACAAACACUAUCGGGCCAGCAGCAUCGAAAAGCAAAGAGAUCUAGCAGCCAAUGCUAUGGCCGCUGUGCGAGGUGCAACCUUUAAGAUAUUUGAGGGAAGCAGGCGCAUCCAAUCGUUGCAGGAUGCUGAAAAUGCGAAUCAAUUCUUGAAUGGCUCAAUAAACGCCAUCAGUGAGCUGCAAGGAUCCGUUGCGGCCGCCACUGGAAAAGUGUGCCGGCUAUAUGGCUUGAUUGCAAGACAUUUGGCAGCAGCUAUUCUAGAAAAAGGAACAGGGAUAGAAGGGCAAGAGGAACUUGCCGCUGCUGCGGUACGCGCUGGAAAUAGGGGAGACUUGGAGAGCUGCAUGGGAGAGGCGGAGCAGGGUAUGAAGGACUUGGAUGGCUUCAUUGAGCUGUUGGACCAUUUGCACAUCAUCGCGACCGCGCAGAGAAGGGAGAUCCCUGGGUAUGUGUCUGCCAAUCCAGCCGGCAACGAGGCCAAAGAGACUAUUGAGGAGAUCGCUGCACACAACCUCCGCGCAAAGGGGGACAGAGAUAAGGCAAAAAUGACGGUGGACCGCAUGCGCCAACUGAGAAUGACCAAUAUGGGACCCGAGCGGGAGGGUGAUCGGACGGGCUUGGAUGCCGAAAGGGCCGAGUCGGAAACAGAUCGCCCAGGUGAUCAUCCUGCCGGAGUCCAGACGGACUCUACGGAGAGAGACAGUAUCACCCAACAAGAGCUCAUUGCCAGGGCGCACAAGCUGGUUACCGAGGUGCAGAAGCAAAAGAGCUUGUAUACGGAAGCAAAGGAGCAGCUGGACGGUCCAAAAUAUGAUGUGAAACCAACCAUUGACACCAUCACUUCCUUAGUGAGUGACGCCAGUGCAGUCGGCCGCGCCUUAGUCGCUCAACGACCGGCUGGCAUGGAUCGUGCACCUGAUGAAUUAGAAAAUGCGAUAGAUGCCUGUUUUCAGGUUGUCGUGGAUUCGAACGAGCUUCUAGGUCUGGUAGUGGAGGAUACAUGUCAGCAUUCUGAGGCUGCGUGCAAAAGGCUGGACGAGAAGCGAGCUCUCAACCAAGCUGCGGCUAAGGCGGGGAAUAAGGAGACAUGGCGGACAUGUGUUGAAUAUGCUCGCGAGGUAGCUGGCACUCUUAGCAGUGCAAUUGAAGGAGCGGAAACGGCACGAUCCGCAGCGGGAAUCAUGGUAGUCGACCUUGCGCAGCAGACCUGGCACCAAACCCGUGGAGUGAAGCUCGGACGAUUGCUGAAAGAGAUGGACAGAUGGCUGAGAAAGUCGAAAGAAAACCUGCAUGAGGCCAGCAAGAUGAAGAAAGAGAUGGAAAUUACGUGGUGGAGGGAAGCAGCCGACAAGAAAGCCAAGCAGACGAGCGCAUCAUUCGAGAAGGCUGACAGAGCAUUCAAGAUUCUCACGGAAGAUGCGCGCUUUUCGAACGAGUACAGCCUAGCAAAAACCGCCCAUAAACUAGCCACUCGCGCAUACAGGGAGGCAACAGAAUAUCAGCAAUCGAUUGGCGAAGAAACAAAGGAAUCAUAUACUACUAUCAUCGAAAAGUUCGAUAUGGCCCACCAAAAGGCGCUAUCGUCACAAAGGAGUGCAGAAGCAGUUCUGGAGGCUCAAUCUAAGGGCAACAAGCGGACAGCGGACGGGGAACUAGCGCAGAGGUCUACUCGCCGCCACGCGAAGCACGUAAAAGUUUUCAAGAUAAGAGAGAAAGACUGGCCGGUGGAGGAUCAUGUUAUAGCACCUGGUGCGGCGUUUGACAAAGCGGUGGAGCUUAGACGCCGAGGUGAUCUCUAUUCACUGAUUGGCGAAAAGGAAAGACUCGGGUUCCUCAACGCAGAGGAAUUUGAAACGUUGGUGGUGAGAGGAGAAAGAAUAUUCUUCCUUCAGGAAUCCAAUUCUACGCACGGGCUGGACACCGCCACGCAGUGGGAUCGCGCGCGGAACUACAGAUUCUUAUACGGUGAAUGA
Aspergillus melleus is the source of this 5406-nucleotide messenger RNA. RefSeq lists its product as uncharacterized. The transcript has 2 exons. Bases 1 to 5406 code for a protein of 1801 amino acids. NCBI's taxonomy places the organism in Eukaryota, Fungi, Ascomycota, Eurotiomycetes, Eurotiales, Aspergillaceae. The record is from RefSeq and is a predicted model, not a curated record.